AUGAGUUACGCGCGAUUGGUAAAUCAUGAACCGUGGAAUUACGUAGAAUACUCUGCCGCAAAUUAUCCGCGCAUUAAGACGCCAGAUGAUCGAAAUGAUUAUGCUCUUACUGAGUCCCCCUACAGUCUAAAUAACGUUAUAUAUAAAAAGGGGGAAGAUUUUUCCAAAUUAAAAAAUUAUUCCUGUUUCCCCUUUGAUGACAAUCAUCAAAGAAACAAAAAUAAAAUAAAUCCAAUUUAUGUGAGUAAAACAAUCCAGAAAACUAUAAUCCCCAUGUGUAAAAUAAAGGUGACGGGGAAUAUACAAGAAAAAACACAACUUCCAUGA
Messenger RNA from Plasmodium inui San Antonio 1, 327 nucleotides. RefSeq lists its product as hypothetical. Lineage: Eukaryota; Apicomplexa; Aconoidasida; Haemosporida; Plasmodiidae. Bases 1 to 327 code for a protein of 108 amino acids. The record is from RefSeq and is a predicted model, not a curated record. The transcript has a single exon.